This is a messenger RNA of Wyeomyia smithii (pitcher-plant mosquito), 1686 nucleotides long. RefSeq lists its product as uncharacterized. The record is from RefSeq and is a predicted model, not a curated record. Gene Ontology annotation, molecular function: nucleic acid binding; zinc ion binding. Lineage: Eukaryota; Metazoa; Arthropoda; Insecta; Diptera; Culicidae. The transcript has a single exon. The coding region runs from base 1 to 1686 and encodes 561 amino acids.
AUGCCACCUAAGGAGGAAAAGGUGCUGUCUGACCGACUGGUCCAGCGGAAAGGGUUAAUGUCAAUCCGUGAUGCGGUUGAGAAAUUUAUCGCUCGAUUCGAGCCCGCGCGUGACUUAUGUCAAGUGAAUGUGCGAUUAGAAUCCCUGGACCGUGCUUAUACACAAUUUAUGGAAGUACAGAAUGAUGUCGAGAGGUUGGACAAGAACGAUAACUUGGAGACGCAUUUGACGGAACGCGUGAAUUUUGAGCAACGAUACUGCGAAGCGAAGGGUUUUCUGCUUUCUCAUUUCUGCAACGACGUCAACCAGACGCUAAAUAAUUCUGUGGUGGCCAAUUCUCAUUCAACAUCAUCCAGUUUCCACCACCGAUUGCCAAAGAUUGACCUACCGAGAUUCAAUGGUGACUUCUCACGUUGGUUGUCAUUUCGGGACACAUUCAUGUCGAAGGUACAUUCCAAUGCCGACAUCCCAACGGUUGCCAAUCUACAGUAUCUCAUACAGUCACUAGAAGGCGACGCCAAGAAGCCGUUUAAGUCGGUAGACAUCGAAGCCGAUAAUUAUUCAUCAACAUGGGAUGCACUUCUGAAAAGGUACGAUAACCACCGUUUUCUCAAGCGACAGCAAAUUAGAACCCUUUACGAUCUACCAUCGGUAAAGCAGGAGUCUGCUACACGGUUACACAAUCUGGUCGAUAAUUUUCAGCGCCAUGUUCGUGCCUUGGCGAAGUUGGGUGAACUCGUGCAGCAUUGGGACACACCGCUGGUGAAUAUACUGUCGUAUAAGCUGGAUCCGUCCACACUACGAGCCUGGGAGGAGAAAACGAGCAACAAAGACGACGUGACAUACGAAGAACUGGUUGAGUUCAUCUACCAACGUGUACGUGUGUUGAAUUCUAUAGGUCCUGGGAUACAGCAACCGGCACCAUCGAAGGUGGCUGGCAGUACUUGGAAAGAAACCAAGUUGAAAUUCGCAGUCAAUGCAGCUGAACUGUCCAACAAGUCUCCGUCAUGCCUGUUGUCGUGCUCAGACAGCCACUCCUUACGAAAUUGCCCAGUGUUUCUGGCAAAAGGUGUCCGCCAGCGUCGCGAGCUGGUUUCGCAGAAACGGUUAUGUUGGAACUGUUUGAGUUUCGGCCAUCAAGCGAAAAAAUGUAGGUCGAAAUAUACGUGUCGUUCGUGUCACGACAAACAUCAUUCAUUAUUACAUGAUUCGUCUUCAAACAAAGGCACGCAAAAUGCUACCGAUUCAGGAUCGUCACAACCAAUUUCCUCGGUUCAACAACCGCUUCCAUCUGCUUCAAACUCCACUCAACCGCAAGUAAGCAUGGCGGCUCAAACCACAUGCAAUAUGGUCCUGUUGGAAACAGUCGCACUCAACGUUGUUGAUGAUCACGGUAAGGAAUACAAGGCCAGAGCACUCCUUGAUUCGGCAUCCAUGUCGAAUUUCAUUUCCAAGAAUUUCGCACAGCUUCUGCUCAACCGUCGGUCUAAGGUGGACAAUUUAGUCGCAGGAAUCGGCCUGUCCUGCGGCUGCCAGGAGUUGAAAAUCCUGAAAUCAUUCUGGGGACCUCCAGGGCUAUUGCAGAACGCCGUUUUCAUAGUCUGGAGCGUCGAUUGCAACGAGAUCCUACAGUCAAGGACUCGUAUCACCGCUUUAUGGCUGAGUAUGAACAGCUCGGUCAUAUGA